Punica granatum (pomegranate) is the source of this 1818-nucleotide messenger RNA. The record is from RefSeq and is a predicted model, not a curated record. Lineage: Eukaryota; Viridiplantae; Streptophyta; Magnoliopsida; Myrtales; Lythraceae.
UCUCUCUCUCUCUCUCUCUCUCUCUGGGGCUCCUCCUCCUGAUCCCAAGGAACAAUUGCAAUUUCAAUUUGUCUAUUAAGUGAUUGAUGAGCUCUUCAAUGGCCACUGAUUGGUCUGACUGAAUGCAAUUCAAAAGGAGAAAUCUUGUGGGGAUCUUGCUGUCAUUCUGAGAUUACAUGUUGGGGGAGCGAAGAUGAUGCAGAACAGAAGAGCUCUGAGCAACAUCAACGUCAACGUCGUCGGAGCACGGCUUCCCUGCUCCGUCGCAGUCGGAGAACGAGGCUCGUCAGAUAAAAAUGCACUAUAUGAUAAGCAACCCUUCCACCCAGUGCAGCGACCAUGCCCAAGGAAAUUUCCUGUGUCGAUUGCUGGCGACCACCAGCAACUUCUUUUACCUGAGGAAACGAAGAAAACGGGCCAUGUGUUGCCAGAUCUUAAUGAGCCGGACCGCACGGUUAUAGAUCUCGAAGACUACAAGAUGAUGGCAGGUGACUUUUCUGCUCCAGUGUUUGUUCAACACACUGAGGCCAUUCUAGUCGAGAUUGAUGAAAUGGAUGAGAUUGAAAUGGAAGAUGCAUACGAAGAACCGAUCAUGGAUAUCGACAUAUGUGACAAGAAAGACCCACUUGCUGUCACUGAGUAUAUAGAUGACCUCUACCGGUAUUAUAAGAAAGUCGAGGGUAGUGGUUGUGUCCCGCCUAACUAUAUGGACCAGCAAUUUGACAUUAAUGAGCAUAUGAGAGCUAUUCUCAUUGAUUGGCUAAUUGAGGUGCAAUACAAGUUUCAAUUAAUGGAUGAGACCUUAUACCUCACAGUCAAUCUCAUAGACCGGUUCCUAUCCCUCUACCCGAUUGUGAGGAAGAAGCUCCAGCUUGUGGGGGUCACUGCGAUGCUCCUCGCAUGCAAGUAUGAAGAAGUUUCGGUCCCCAUCGUGGAGGACCUGAUUUUGAUCUCUGAUAGAGCCUACAACAGAAAAGAAGUGCUAGAUAUGGAGAGGCUCAUGGUGAACACGUUACAGUUCAACAUGUCAGUCCCUACUCCUUAUGUUUUCAUGCGGAGGUUCCUUAAGGCAGCUCAAUCAGAUAAGAAGCUUGUGCUUUUCGCCUUCUUCAUAAUGGAACUGUGCUUGGUCGAAUACGAAAUGCUGAACUUUCCACCAUCUCUGUUAGCUGCUUCUGCGAUCUAUACAGCUCAAUGCACUCUUAGUCGGUUUAAAUUUUGGAGCAAGUCCUGUGAAUAUUACACCGGCUACACGGAAGAGCUACUUCUGGAAUGCUCGAAAAGGAUGGUUGCUUUCCAUCAGAGUGCUGGAUCGGGAAAGCUCACGGGGGUUUACAGGAAAUACAGCAUGCCCAAGUUCGGUUAUGCUGCUAAAGCUGAGCCUGCGAGCUUUCUGUUAAACGCCACUCUCUAGCGAGCUUUUCUUGUUACGCAAGAAAAUCACCGAUAUGUUCUUAUCGUGUUACUGUUUGUUGGGUUGAAGUUAAAAGGAGGAGCAACUUCAUGUUGCUUCUAGGAGGAGCUUCAUUAGUUAGUCUGUCAAUUUCCAUAGAUAAAACUGAUAUCGUGCUCUUUUGCUAUGUAGUUAAAUGGAUGUGAAUCUGCGCUGGUUUUCGAGUCUUGUUACAUCAGUUGGUCUCAGAGAACAGUUUCAGUUUUCCAGUUUCUAUUUGUGAAAACUCCGAGUUCCCUUCCCCUGUUUUCCAACUUUUCCGGGUACUGUAACAAGUUUUCUUCAUCGAAAAAAACAUGUUGCAGGCUCGGUAUUUAAUACCGAGAUUGAUCCAAUGUAAAGCACCAUUAUUGAGAUUGAUCCGC